UUUUACAUUUAAUUUAAUUUAUACGAGUGAUAAUAAUAUGGGGCCUGUUUUAAACAAGGCCACUCCACUACACCGCCCUGCUCAGUGGUUCGCCCUGCUAGGGAAGUUGCAGUCAUGGGAGCUCUCUCUCCGGCGCCACAUUGGCUUCCUCAUGACGACUAUGUACUAAAAAGCGCCGCCGAGGCUGGUGCUUCAUUAGAGUCACUUGCUAAAGGUGCUGUGCAGUUUUCCCGUCGAUUUACUAUUCAAGAAUUGCACGAAAGAUGGAAGUCUCUGCUAUAUGAUUCAGUUGUUUCAGAACAGGCAUCAGUCAACAUGCUCCAAUUUGAACGAUCUUUUUCACAGCCAUCAAAACAUAUGAAUAGCAGCUUUGACAAUGAUAAUGAAGACAUCAAUGUAUCUGUUUCGGGGAAGAGACAAACCGAGAGUGUCAAAAGCUGCUAUUAUUCCAUGCGGAAGAGAAUCCGCAAUGAAACAUUCCUUCCUUCCAUGGAUAUGGAUUUUGUUACUGGCUGUUCUGAUCAAUUUGGUGAGUUUGAAGUCCAGCUAUUACAUUCACCGUUUGGAUAUUCACCUUUGUCUGAGAUGCCUCCACACUGUAAUAUGGGAAACGAUUUUACGCUUCCUGUUGAUGAUGGAGUUAUUAUCCCAUCAGAACCUUGCAAAAUGGAGGAUCAGGUGGGAAUUUCCACUCCUAGCACUGAUGAUCUCUUAGCGCAAAUAGAUUCCAUCCUCAACUCCACGAGUGACGAUGAUAUGUACCCAAAAGAUAAUAUAAAAAAUGAAUCGUAUUUGGACACUUACGGGUCACUUCUGUUGGACUUUCCAAACAAUGGAGAAGAAGCAGAAAAUGAAGAGAAUAUGGUAUUACCAUCCAUGGAACCAUCAUCAGCUCACAAAUCUCAGUAUCUUCAUUACGGUGGUGAUCAAAUGCUAAUUUCAUCGGCUCUGAGUGUCAAUCCCGCAUGUCCAGAGCUGCGUAACGGGGUAAUAUGCUGUACCUUAAACACAGAGGAUCCGGAUAUCCCUAGCAACGAUGACGUUUUCCUUCCCGUCCUGAUUCCAUCAACGCCUUUACCCUCUGCUAUACUGUGCAAAUAUGACGAGACUUACCGUCCGGUGUUAAAAAGUGCUCCGGAUAUCCAAAUAAACAACAACGGAUGGUCUUACUCGAAGAUGAUUGACAAAAGUAAUGUGGUGGUACCCAAUAAUGGCCUAAUAGUCUUACCUAUUAGGGACACCUGGAAUGCGGUAGCGAGCAACACAAGCUUGAACGAUGGUCUUAAAGUAGUGAUUUCACCGGGAAGAAUAACCUGUACUAAUACAAUAUGUGCCCUACCUGUAGUGGAAGGAAGCGAUCACACAAAGAAGACUGUUACCAUCCAGAAGGAAUUAGGAGGUUCCAAGGAUACUCCAGAAAGGCAGGAAUUUGGAUGUUCUCAUGACCAGAGUGAAAAAAAGUCAAUGUUGGAUCAGAAAGACUUGCCCGAUGAUCAUAGUGACGAGGAAAUACCUUUUUUUUCAGAUAUUGAGACAUUGAUUCUGGAUAUGGACUUGAGCCCUGAUGACAAAGACAUCUCCUUUAAUAAGAAAGUUGUAAAAUAUCAACACCACCAGGCUAAAAGAACUAUAAUGAGACUGGAGCAGGCAGCUGAUGCUCAUAUACAAAGAUUAAUUGCGUCUCGAGGAGCGUUUGGUGUUUUGUAUGGUCGCCGUUCAAACCAUUUUAUUAAAAAACCAGAGGUUUUAGUUGGGAGGGGAACUGCAGACACAGAAGUUGAUAUUGAUUUGAGCCGAGAAUGUCGUGGUGGUAAUAAAGUUUCCAGGCGGCAGGCAAUUAUGAAGAUCAACAUGGAUGGGGCUUUCGUAUUGCAAAAUGUUAGCAAAUACUCUAUUCAUAUGAAUGGGAAAGAAAUAGCACCCCUCCAAAGUGUUCAUCUUACAGCAAGUUCUUUGAUUGAGAUAAGGGGAAUGUCAUUUGUAUUUGAGAUGAACCUGAACCGAGUAAAGCAGUUUCUUGAAGACAUAGUCAGGGAAAAUGAAGUUUGAAAAAUUGCUCAUUAGGUCCCUGAAGUGCCGAAGUUUUUCGCCGCGCUGUAAAUAAAAUAGUUAAGUUUUCUUAUAUCUUUUUUCCCUCUAAAUCUGUAUAGAUAGGAGUUCUAUGUGCAUCAGUAGGAGAAAGUUUUCUGCAUUUUUCUUCUUCCAUUCCACAUUUCCGUUUACCAAUAGAUAUGCAGUUAUCCUGUGAAUAUAUCAAGUGGCAAUAUUACCAAACAGAAAAAGAGAAAGCAUCUGAUUGCUAUUUUUAGGUCGGUCCGGCAGGCUGAGAGAAGUUAGAAGUUAUUUAGGAAGCUGUUGAAUUCUCGGCAUCAGUGUGUAUAGUUUUUAAUGGAUAAUACACGUCCUGUUUAUGACCUUUUAGUGUUAUAUUUUCUUUGUCUCGUUAAGAUUGUCUCAUCUGCCCUUUUUGGUCCGUUCCACUAAGAUGGUCUCAUAUCAAAUUUGGUGGAGUUUGUGUGGUUUUGAG
Cuscuta europaea is the source of this 2527-nucleotide messenger RNA. The record is from the annotation of a GenBank genome assembly. NCBI's taxonomy places the organism in Eukaryota, Viridiplantae, Streptophyta, Magnoliopsida, Solanales, Convolvulaceae.